CCGCUCGUGACGUCACCACGGCCCCGCCCAUUUCCUCAGCUUCGGUUGCCUGCAGCGCAAGUCCGCCGACCCUCGACCAUUCGCCGCCGCCGCCGCCAAAAUGUCUACAGGUGUGCCUUCGGGGUCAAGUGCUGCCACUGGCAGUAAUCGAAGACUCCAGCAGACUCAAAAUCAAGUAGAUGAGGUGGUUGACAUCAUGAGAGUCAAUGUGGAUAAGGUGUUAGAAAGAGACCAGAAGCUCUCGGAGCUAGAUGACCGUGCAGAUGCACUGCAGGCAGGUGCCUCACAGUUUGAAACCAGUGCUGCCAAAUUGAAGAGAAAGUAUUGGUGGAAGAACUGCAAGAUGUGGGCGAUAGGGAUCAGUGUCCUGGUGAUUAUUGUCAUCAUCAUCAUCGUGUGGUGUGUCUCUUAAUGAAGAACAGACGAAACUGAAGCCCGAUCGUCAAGAUCUUCUUCAAGACUUUGUACUUAGAAAAGCUUACCUAUUGGUUUUUUUUCCAAAUGAUUAUUUUUGUUAGUUUACAUACAGUUUAGUGCCUAGAAAAUGUGCCUUUGUUUUUCAUAUACACUCCAAACUACCCUGCCCACAUUUUGCACAGUGCCUUUACAGAUUUAUGGACUGGGAAAGAGGACUUAAGUCUUUCUGAGUGCUGAAAUGGAGGUGGAUAUUGUCACUGAUGACUUGUUGUGGAUUCCAGGAAGGGGAUUUGUUCAAGGCAGCUGUCCCCACAUCUGACAUCGUUUUCAAAACCACAUUUUAAACUUUUGGGUAAUUAGAUUCCCAACUUGGACCUUCCAAGAAGAACACUACUGCCUAACAGCAAUCGGUGACAAUAACAGGGUGUGCCUUAUUUUGAUAACUAGGUAACUGUUCAUUAAGGUUAUUCUCCAUUUGUAAGCACUACUGACUCCCGCUGUAUUUAAGAUGCUGGUGAAGAGCUCAUGCUCUUAUGUUAGAUAUGAUGAUGUUUACUUUCUUGUUCUUGUAUAUCACUUCUAAAAUAGUAUUUUAACCAGAAAUAACCCUUUAAGAAGUUUUUAUAGAACUAUAACCAAAGUUUCUAUUUUGCCAAAAGUUAAGUACAAAUAAAUUGUCCAUAAGUUUGCCCCAAUAGAUACAUUCAAAUAAGUGCCAAAUGUAACUCAAGGUGCCCUUUAAGAAAAAUAUUAAUCCUGUGUGAACCUUCAACAUGUCGGCAGUCUGUCCUGUGAAAUGCUGUGGAGAAGGCUAGUCAUUCUGAUUUAGUUUCUUCCCUAACGCUAUGGAGGUGGGCUCAGAUCACACCUGUAGAUGAGAUACUUAGCCAGCAGUUUGCAGACAGAACUAGGCUGUGGCCUCUAGUACGAUGUGAGCAGCAGCUGUGUAGCCUCACAAAGGUUCCAGAAGACUAUGUACUGCUUGGACUUAUCCUCUGUAUUAUGCUUGAGGUGAGUCAACGGUCACUCCUAGAGGAUAGCUAACCAGAGAUGCCUGGUGCUCUUAGGAUGUAGCCAUUGCUGUCUGGGACAGUUUCAUUGUUUAUUUGAGACCUUAAUCAAGGCUUGGUUCAAAGACAGGAUUUCAGGCAUGGGUGGAACUGAGGAAGUGGUGAAAGGCAAGCUGCUUGCCUGUGGCAGUGCCACUAGAAUGCCCUGAAAUCUGUGUUUGUGUGCAGAGCAGCAUUACUCAAGAUGUCAUAGAAUCUGGUUCUAGUUUUUUAUCUGUUCCCCUAACAUUACUGAAACAAUACAGAUGUUGAAGGUAUGCCUUGCCACAUCAGCCUAGGUCCUCUGCCCUGGUCUGACCUCACAACUUUGGUGCUGUCUCCUCAUAUUCUGUCCCAUAUCACUCAUUGGCUCCUGUAUUAACACAGUAAUACCUCGCUUCUCUGUGCAUUUAGCUGGGAAUGUUCCCGGUAUGUUGACCAGAAUAAAGUUGUUUAUUAACAUGA
Molecule: messenger RNA, 1931 nt
Organism: Mus pahari (shrew mouse)
Lineage: Eukaryota; Metazoa; Chordata; Mammalia; Rodentia; Muridae
Gene: Vamp3
Product: vesicle associated membrane protein 3
Exons: 5
Coding region: 101-412 (103 amino acids)
Biological process (GO): vesicle-mediated transport; SNARE complex assembly; vesicle fusion
Cellular component (GO): SNARE complex; plasma membrane
Molecular function (GO): syntaxin-1 binding; SNAP receptor activity
Source: RefSeq, a predicted model, not a curated record